This is a messenger RNA of Anolis carolinensis (green anole), 1779 nucleotides long. RefSeq names its product Fanconi anemia group A protein-like. The transcript has 9 exons. The record is from RefSeq and is a predicted model, not a curated record. Gene Ontology annotation, biological process: regulation of regulatory T cell differentiation; interstrand cross-link repair. Lineage: Eukaryota; Metazoa; Chordata; Lepidosauria; Squamata; Anolidae. Gene Ontology annotation, cellular component: Fanconi anaemia nuclear complex. The coding region runs from base 384 to 1661 and encodes 425 amino acids.
GGGUGAGAAGGGCGGAAUAUACGGACAAAGCAUGAGGAAGAACGUAUCUGAUUUUAUGUUUGAAAUUUAUAUUUUGUAAUUUAUAAUGUAUUUUAAUAGUUUUAACUGUUUUAUGCACUGUUUUAUAUUGAUUUGUAUGGGCAUCGAAUUGUUGCCAUUAUUGUAAGCUGCCCUGAGUCCCUUCGGGUGAGAAGGGCGGGAUAUAAAUGUGAGAAAUAAAUAAAUAAAAUAAUAAAUAAAUACUGUAAAUAAAUAAAUAAACUUUCACACUUGCCUCAGGCAGACAAGAAUUCUUUCUCCCACUCUGGACAUUCCACAAAUAUAUAAAACCCAAUUACCUGGUUUCCAACACGCCUCACAACCUCUGAGGAUGCCUGCCAUAGAUGUGGGCGAAACGUCAGGAGAGAAUGCUUCUGGAACAUGGCCAUACAGCCCGGAAAACUCACAGCAACCCAGUCAUUCUGGCCAUGAAAGCCUUUGAUGUUUUCACAUGUGGUUCUGAUUUCUUUUUUCCUUGCAGGCUUCCUCACCAACGCUUCCGACCCACCAUGGCGAAGGACGAUGGGUGCUGCAACCUGUGUGCCACCUGCUUGCUGUGUUUCUACAGCUGUCGCUGGAGGCGCAGCGGGAAGGGCCUGGCCACCAGCAAAGGCUCUUCUCUCAGGGACGCUCACAUCAUGGGCUUGGCUGUCUUUGCGAUCCACUUGAACGAAGCCAAAGCGUCCAUCCCAGCCAUCGACCUCUGCUCUUCGCUGGACCCUUCCUGUGCUUCCACGAGAGGCCUUUCUGUAUCCGAACUCUGGGAUUACUUUUUGGAUUGCCAGGCAGGACAGUCUGCCACCUUCUGCAUGAAGUUUUGUGUUGUGGCACUUUCUUACUUUCUCUGCAAGUUUGGCUCCCUUCCCCAUGACUCCUUAUGCUCCGUGCUUCAUCCUGGUUUUGUGAAAAAGCUUCAGUACGUCGUGCCCCUUCUUUGCUCGGAAGCCCGAAAUACAAGCUGGGAAGGCAGCAUGGAUGAUGACCUUCCAUGGAAAACAUUAUCCCGCCCCAGCUUCUGCUACUCAAAAGCUGCCUUGUGCUUAUGGAAGCAUCCCCUUUUCAAAGAACUAUUGUGGGAAAAAGCCUUCCAGCUGACUCUCCAAGAAUGGCUUCUGAUGGAACUGGCAGUCUGUCCCGACGAAGACGUUCUUUCUGCCGUUGAGAGGCAGGACUUCCAUUACUGGGCUCUGUACCAGCACUUUCUUCCUCUGUCUGUCGCUGCUGGCGGCUGCGAGGGAGACCUAAGAGAGGCCUGCGCCGUUCUCCUUGACGCCGUCUUGGAUUUCGGACAGAGGGGCUCAGUGAUACACACAUCAAGGUCUGAGUUGGGAAAGUGUAACCAUCCAAAUAAUCCCAAACGUUCCACAUUCCAGAGGAGAGGGAACCCCGAUAUCUACGCCAGAUUGCAGGAGAUGCUGCUGGAGCUGGAGCUGGAGCGCAGGAGAGCCUGGCCUGUGUCCGGUGGCGGCAAAGAGGAGCUCCUCUUGUUCCGGGUUUUCCAGAAGAGGCUCAAAGGGUUGAAGAGCGGGGAAGAAAUGCACCGGCAGCAAGAACUGUUCCUUCAAACCAGGCAGGACACAGCAUUGUCAAAUACAUCUAUAAAAUUAUAUAUUAAAACAUAGUAAUAUAUAUUAUUAUUAUUUCGUGUCAGGAGCGACUUGAGAAACAGCAAGUCGCUUCUGGUGAGAGAGAAUUGGCCGUCUGCAAGGACGUUGCCCAGAGGACGCCUAGAUGUUUGAU